Molecule: messenger RNA, 564 nt
Organism: Xyrichtys novacula (pearly razorfish)
Lineage: Eukaryota; Metazoa; Chordata; Actinopteri; Labriformes; Labridae
Source: the annotation of a GenBank genome assembly
AUGGAGCCGUGUGUGUGUGUGUGUGUGUGUGUGUGUGUGUGUGUGUGUGUGUGUGUGUGUGUGUGUGUGUGUGUGUGUGUGUGUGUGUGUGUGUGUGUGUGUGUGUGUGUGUGUGUGUGUGUGUGUGUGUGUGUGUGUGUGAUGAAUGUCCUGGAUGUUUCACUCACUUUUGUUUUUGUGACUCCUGACCACAGCGGCGGCGGCGGCGGCGGCGGUGACAGCAGCAGCAGCAGCAGCAGCGGUGGAGAGCCGGUCCAGAAGCUCGGGGACGUUUCUUCUUCUCUGGACGGUUUGAGCAGGUGAGACAUCUGAGAGACAGGAGACAGCAGCUCAGGGUUGGACAGGAGGACUCUCAGAGGACUGAAGAUCUUUGCUCCCUCCUCCUCCUCCUGGACAAACCUCCUCUUUUCUGUCUCUGAGGGUUUGAAACGAGGUUCCUCCUCCAUGAUGUUGGCGAGACACCAGGAGGACCGCCGAGACCUUCACCUGCGUCUCUGAGAGUCAGCCUGGAGUCAUGUGACCUGUGAGGUCAGAGUUCAAAGCUGUCUUUUAACCUUCAGGUGA